This is a messenger RNA of Pistacia vera, 717 nucleotides long. RefSeq lists its product as uncharacterized. Lineage: Eukaryota; Viridiplantae; Streptophyta; Magnoliopsida; Sapindales; Anacardiaceae. The transcript has 2 exons. The record is from RefSeq and is a predicted model, not a curated record. The coding region runs from base 1 to 717 and encodes 238 amino acids.
AUGGACGUUCAUAAUGUCUUUCUUCAUGGGGAUCUUCAUGAAGAAAUAUAUAUGGAUCUUCCGCCGGGAUUACGCAGACAGGGGGAGAACACAUCCAAACAUGACUAUGAUUUAUUCACUUGGAACAAAGGUAAAACUUUUAUUGCUCUCAUCAUAUAUGUCGAUGACAUUCUUAUUACGGGGAAUGAUGAAACAUGCAUCAAAUCCUUAAAGGAGCAUCUUAAUAGACAAUUUCGAAUAAAGGAUUUAGGAGAGCCAAAGUAUUUCCUAGGCAUUGAAAUUGCAAGAUCCUCAGCAAGAAUAUCCCUUAGCCAACGGAAAUAUGUCUUAGAAAUUAUCUAUGAUUCAGGACUAUCAGGAUGCAAGCCAAGUAUCAUUCCAGUAGAACAGAAUACAAAGCUGACUACUCAAGAAUAUGACAGUGGGAUAUCAUCUUCCGAAAAUGAUCCACCAUUGGAAGAUCCUACAAAGUAUCAAAGACUUGUUGGGCGAUUGAUCUAUCUCACCAUGACUCAUCCAGACAUUAGUUAUGCAGUCCACAUUCUUAGCCAGUUCAUGCAUAGGCCCAAACAUUCUCACAUGGAUGUAGCAAUAAAGGUUCUAAAGUACUUGAAAGGAUGUCCUGGAUUAGGACACCUCCUUCCCCGAGACAAAGAAUUAGUUGUCACAGCUCAUUGUGACUCAAACUGGGCCACAUGUCCAAUGACAAGAAAGUAA